Messenger RNA from Sclerotinia trifoliorum, 1527 nucleotides. NCBI's taxonomy places the organism in Eukaryota, Fungi, Ascomycota, Leotiomycetes, Helotiales, Sclerotiniaceae. The record is from the annotation of a GenBank genome assembly.
GGAAAUCUUACCCCGCAAUCAAGCUAAGCAAACGUCAACAUGAUCAAUAAUCAUAAAUGAAAACAAGUCUUUCCACAAAGAAUUUCCUUUCCUCCAUUAUUAUUCUACAAACACCUAUUCUUUAAACCUCAGUAUAUCGAAUCUAGAAAAUCUUUCACAGGCAAUGUCAGAAGCAAAUGAUUUCCCACCGCAAAAGGUUAGGGAGGUGCUGAGUGAAGUUGUGGGUUUGUUGAAGGAAAGGGGUGAGACUGUUAGUGUGGCUGAAACUGUAUGUUUGUUUUUCUACUUUGUUUUUGUUUGUGAUUUCUUUGGUUUUUGAUGUUUGGAUGGUUUGGGUGGUUUGCGCGCCGGAAGUGUGUUGGUGUUUGGUAAUGGGAAUGGGUGUGGGAACGGGUGUAGGAAUGGGAAGCGGGAGGCGGGAGGCGGGAGGCGGGAGAGGUGGAAAGAGUUUGUUGAUGCAAUUAGUGUUUUUGCUUUCCCGUUUGUCUUCCUGUUUGUCUUCCUGUUUGUCUUGCUGUUGAAAGUUGGUUGGUAUGCUUGAUUUUAGCUUGAAAGGAACAAGGGAAGAAAUAGAGACGGAGAAGUGAAAUUUAUAGGAAGGCGGGGGGCGAUUCCGAUGAUUCCGGUAGAUAGAUUCACGAUAUGACAACAGAUGAAUAAGAAAAAGCGAAAAAAAAAUCUAACAAAAAAACCAGGCAGCAGGAGGAAUUAUAUCAGCCUCGAUCCUCAGUACACCCGGCGCAAGCAAAAUAUAUAAAGGCGGUCUUACGGUUUAUACAUUGGAAGCGAGAACUGUUUUUAGUAAUUCUUACUAUUUCUUUCUUCUAUAUUUCUUUCUUUCUCUUAUGUUUUCAACUUUUCAUAUACUUUUCUUCUUCUUCUUCUUCUUUCCAGAAUUCGAUACUAAUAUAUCUACAAGCUGGUUGGACUCAGGAAAAUAUAAACGCCUACACGGGUCCUACACCCGAUGUCGUGGCUGGAAUUGCUGAGAACGUGAGACCGAAAUUGGGAAGUACGUAUUGUAUUUGUGAGAGUGGGACUGCGGGACCGAAUCCUAGUGGACAGGGACCAAAUAAACAACCGUAUGUUAUUUUAUUUAUUUAUUUUCUUAUUCCUUUUAUUUUUUUUCUUCACUUCCGCUCUAUCAUUCUUCCCCACAUGCGAUGAGAAAGAUGGCAAAGGUAUGAAAUCAAAAUGACAAGAGAAAAAUGCUAAUAAUAUGGUGCCCGAUGCAAAGGGGAUAUGUAGCCUUAGCUAUAGCGACGGAAAAGGGAACGUAUAAGAAAGAUUUGAAUACGGGGUUGGGAGGGGAUAGGGAGGGGAAUAUGAUUGUAUUUGCUAGAGAGGCGUUGGCAUUUUUGAGGGAUGUUUUGAGAGGGGAUGCGAAGAUUUGAGUUUGAGGCUGAUGAAUGAUCAUCGGAGGAGAAAGGAGUGAGUUGAGAGAUCUUUAGAAGGAGAUCUUGUGUAGAGGAAUGGAAAUUUGAAGAGAGCAGUGUAAGAUUACUUUGUCCAUUUCUUAUGUGAAAU